AUGGACGCCGGCACGGUGGCAGUCAAGCUAGCUGAGCUGUCAGAGAUUGUAGGCUGCGCGCUUUGUCAUGGGAUUCUACGAGACGCACACACUAUUCCCGACUGUCUUCACUCAUUUUGCAAAAGCUGCAUUUAUCGACAUUUUCUUGUAAAGGGCAGCAGCAUCUGCCCUAAGUGCAACAAAAUUCUGAAUCCUCGACCGAUUGCUUCAUUAGUCACGGAUCAAAAGCUUCAGACAGUGGUAGACCACAUUUUUCCUGAAUUUAAAGAGAAAGAAGUGAUUCUAGAGAAGGAGUUCUAUACCAAGUUUGAUUUUAAACUUAAGACAGACAAGAAAACCGAUGAUGUAUCUGGAAGCACCAGACCAAUACGUACAACCACGAGCUUGUGUCAACGACGAUCAAAGAACUCGACAAAACCCGCAAAGCCAUAUAAUACCAAGUUGAGUACUAUUGGAGACAGCACCACAAGUAACAGACAUUUAACGAUUGAGGUUUACCCACAACAGACGAAUAUCAACACAUUACCAAUGCUAAAAUUUCCCUUCAUGCAGGUAAGCGGUGACCUUAAGAUGUCUGAGCUGCUUAAAGUAGUCCGAAAGCGUCUGAUGAUAUCUGUUGAAGUAAAGUUGGAGAUGGCAUGCAUGGGCACUACCGUCGGGCCGGAACUUUCGGUCUUUUUCAUCCAGCGUACAAUUUGGCACCAUCAAAAACAAAAGGAACCGCUCGUGUUGCACUAUCGACACAUGACGUCAUGA
This is a messenger RNA of Plasmopara halstedii, 756 nucleotides long. RefSeq lists its product as hypothetical. Bases 1 to 756 code for a protein of 251 amino acids. The record is from RefSeq and is a predicted model, not a curated record. The transcript has 6 exons. Gene Ontology annotation, biological process: regulation of transcription by RNA polymerase II. Gene Ontology annotation, cellular component: PRC1 complex. Lineage: Eukaryota; Oomycota; Peronosporomycetes; Peronosporales; Peronosporaceae.